Molecule: messenger RNA, 906 nt
Organism: Sclerotinia borealis F-4128
Lineage: Eukaryota; Fungi; Ascomycota; Leotiomycetes; Helotiales; Sclerotiniaceae
Source: the annotation of a GenBank genome assembly
AUGUCACAAUUUUAUUCCUCCCCUCCCCCCCACAACCCCUACGGCGCAUCCAACACCGCAGCCCAAAACCUCCAAUUCUACCCCUCAACCUACACACCCGGUGCCGUAUCUGGCCACGCAACACCACAGGCCGCAUAUGGAUAUGGGAUACCUCCUGCCGCACAAGCAUAUCCCGGCGGUGCAAGCGGCGGGUUUGGGUUUCCGGGGACUGGUGCCGCGGGCGUGAGUGGACGGAUGGGAGAGAGUGGUGGGUUGAGAACGGGGUGGUUCGCUGCUUUUGGCACUGAGGGCUAUGAUGGGGAACCACCGUUGUUGGAGGAGUUGGGAGUUAAUUUUGGUCAUAUUAGGGAUAAGACAUUGGCAGUACUCAAUCCACUUGCGCACAUUGAUCAACACAUAAUGGACGAUUCCGAUCUCGCGGGUCCCAUUCUCUUCUUUCUCCUAUUCGGGACCUUCCUCCUUUUCUCGGGAAAAGUACAUUUCGGAUACAUAUACGGACUGGCACUCCUCGGAUCCUCAUCUCUUCAUCUAAUUCUCUCCCUUAUGUCACCACCUCUCAACACCGAUCCCAACUCCCAACAACCCGUCGGCCCUUCACAUCUCUCUUCCACCCUUACAUUUCCACGAAGUGCUAGUGUGCUAGGAUAUUGUUUAUUACCAUUGGUACUCACGAGUGUAGUGGGGAUCAUCAUGCCAAUGGAUGGAUUGGUCGGAUACGUAUUAACCACGUUAGCGAUUGUGUGGUGUACAUAUAGUAGCAGCGGGAUGUUCUGUGCAGUAGGAAGAAUGAAGGGAAUGAGAGGGCUAGUAGCAUAUCCUCUAGCCCUAUUCUACGUCGGUUUUGGAAUCAUGGGAAUCUUUUCAAGUAGGGGUGCAGGUACAUUAGUGAAGGUAGCGGGAGCUUAA